AUGGUUGUACGGAGUCCACUUUGGAUCUGGCAUCUUGGGGUGGCUCCCUGUCGGCAUUUUACAGCAUUGUCCUUGGUUUUUUUUGUUUCUUUUUCCUUUGUCAAAGACUUCUGCAUCCCGCCGAGGAGGAUGGUCCUCAACCAAACACACAUAUAUCAACAAACAAACGACAACAACAACAACACCACCACCGCUUGUCUGUCUCCACAGAUUUCAGACGCGGGAGCAUUUCAGUAUGACGUCUCGGUCUGUCUGCUCUUCUGUCGGAAUCUCCACAUAUUUUCGGAGUAUUAUUUCUCGGACCAUCCCUCCAUCGGCGGACCCUUUUUCCUUUGUGCUCAACUCGGUCCAUUGACCAUCUUCACCUGA
This is a messenger RNA of Colletotrichum costaricense, 369 nucleotides long. RefSeq lists its product as uncharacterized. The coding region runs from base 1 to 369 and encodes 122 amino acids. The record is from RefSeq and is a predicted model, not a curated record. The transcript has a single exon. NCBI's taxonomy places the organism in Eukaryota, Fungi, Ascomycota, Sordariomycetes, Glomerellales, Glomerellaceae.